Ceutorhynchus assimilis (cabbage seed weevil) is the source of this 1345-nucleotide messenger RNA. Lineage: Eukaryota; Metazoa; Arthropoda; Insecta; Coleoptera; Curculionidae. The record is from the annotation of a GenBank genome assembly.
UGGUUUUCGACAUAUCCUUUAUUCUCUAAUACCUAUUACAGCCAGAUACACAAGAAAAUAGUAACCCGAAUUCCAUACUGGAGGAUAUUGGCAAUAAAACAAUGGAAUCAUCGGACUCGUCAGAGGACAAGCUAGAUGUAGCCGAACCUAACAACCCGGAGCCAAUUGGAGAUAGACCUCCAAUAGAUGAUACAGACAUCCAUGCACUACAUGCAAAAUUUGCCAAUAUAGCAAUUGCAUCAGCGGAAGGCUCGACUGAGGAUGAGUGGGUUACCCCUCAAGAAGGAAAUUCUUCUGAAAAUACCAACCCGAUUUCUGUACAUGGAGAAGCUGGCAACGGAGAAACGGCAUCAGCGGAAGUCUCGCCUGAGGAUGAGUGGUUUAACGCGCAACAAGAAACUACUAACCCGAAUAUACCGGAAGAGAUCGAAAAUAGAUCUCCAAGAGACCAUGGAGACCAUGAAGAAGCUGGCAAUGGAAAAAUGGCAGCGCCGGAGGACGCACCUAAUAAGGAGCCACAUUUAGGGGAUAAUAAUAACCGGAACUCUUUGCUAGAAGAAGCCCAUGCAGUACCUGAAGAAAUUCCGGAUCUUGCAUGUGGAAUUCAAUCUUCACUAGAUGUUCCUGAAGGUAACAUCCCUGCCUCCCCAAACAUGAUGAAUGAUCCGUUUGGCGUGGCUGCUCUUCUACCAAUUAUCCAAGCGUCCAAGACCGGUCCCAAUCCGAUGUCGCUCGCACUCGGCGAAGAUCUGGACCUGAUGGGCCUCGGUCUGAAUCUCAACUCACGGACAAACUUGUUCCCGACGUUCGGUGGUCCCUGGGCGAAUAUGCAGUGCCAGCCUCAGAACAUCGACUUCCACGUGCCGCCCGAGUACCACGUCAACCACGCCAUCAGGCACAAGCUCGCGCCGUUGGAUUUGCGUACAUACAUGGAUGAUGCGUUGUUUUUCCUAUUCUACACUAGCGUAGGCGAUGUACUUCAAAUUGCUGCAGCUGCUGAGCUGUAUAAUCGAGAGUGGCGUUACCACAUGGAAGAGAGAGUGUGGAUAUCGCCAAUACCCGGAAUGAUUCCCAUCGAGAGGACCAAUACGUAUGAAAGAAGCACUUACUACUUCUUCGAUACUAUAAGUUGGAGGAAGGUCCCCAGACAGCUGUAUCUGGAGUACUGCAAGUUGGAAGGUCCGCCCGGGCUAUACGGAACUGGGCCAAUCCCGAUGCCGAUGUAAUUUUCAUUUGCUUACGUGUUUCUUUUCAUUUCUUCAUGUAUUACCAAAGAAUGUACUACUUUUCAUUUUCCUAUGUAUUACUUACUGAUUAAUAUUAAUAAAAACCUUAUUUUCUCUAA